This is a messenger RNA of Penaeus indicus, 1673 nucleotides long. RefSeq names its product trypsin II-P29-like. Gene Ontology annotation, biological process: proteolysis. Bases 54 to 1379 code for a protein of 441 amino acids. The transcript is spliced from 12 exons. The record is from RefSeq and is a predicted model, not a curated record. NCBI's taxonomy places the organism in Eukaryota, Metazoa, Arthropoda, Malacostraca, Decapoda, Penaeidae. Gene Ontology annotation, molecular function: serine-type endopeptidase activity.
UGGAGCAGACCCAUUUCUUGCUGAAGGGAUUCGGAGCUCCAUACACGUUCGAGAUGAAGGUUCGAAUGCUUUGUAUCGUGCUGGCGGUCGGCGUUUGUCUCUCUCCUGCUGGGGCUUCUGUAAUCCCCAAGGACCUACUACCUCGCUCCAAUGGGACAUUUCCGUACGAUCCCCGCCAACAGGAAAGGAAUCUGGCCUGUCCUAACGGCAUCCUCCCCGAGGGUAAGACAAUGCUAGGCCCUGGAGAGACCGUGUGUGUCGCCUCGAGAAAUUUCCCAAACAACUACCCGAGGAAUACAUUUCAGGAAUGGAGGAUCGAGGGAACUUCCGACGACCUCACCCUGACGGUCAGCUGCGACGUGGUGGACAUCCAGGCCAGCUGGUGGUGCUGGCGGGACUGGCUGAUCAUUGCUGACAACUGCAGGGCCAGGAGCUACUGCGGGAGCCGGCGGCCCAGCGGCGACCUCGAGCCGUGCCAGAACCGAGUGACCUUCCUCUUCUUCGCCGACUUCUGGGGCCAGCGACAGGGCUUCCACUGCUCCGUCACCGCCUCGGGAUCUCCAGAAACAACCACAUCCACAACUGACACUUCCUCUGACACUCCAAGUGGCCGAGAUUGUCAGUGCGGCAUGCCCAACCGAAGCAACAGGAUCGUGGGCGGCGAGCAGACCGAAGUGAACGAGUACCCUUGGCUCGUUGGCCUAUCUGAUGCCCUGAGUGCCAAUGACAGACCCUUCUGCGGCGCCUCUUUAUACAACGACGAGUGGAUCGUCACGGCUGCCCAUUGCGCCGUCAUUUCUACCAGUCGAUACGACGUGCUGUUCAACAUGUGGGACUGGGACAACGGCCCGACCAACAUCGUCAGGAGGUCUGUCGAGAGAGUUGUCGUCCACCCAAGCUACAGCUCCGAAACUCUUGACAAUGACAUCGCUCUCAUGAAGCUGUCCCAAAAAGUAGACUUCGCGACUGGGAUCAAGCCUGUGUGUUUGCCUUCCGCUUCGGCUGACUUCACCGGCCAGAACGCGACCACGGCGGGCUGGGGGUUGCUGUUUUCGGGUGCCAAUACUCAGCCCGAGAUCGCGAUGGAGGUCACAGUGCCAAUAAGGACACCAGACGAGUGCAGUGCAGCUUAUCCCGGAAGUAUCACUGCCAACAUGUUAUGUGCUGGACUGGUAGAGGGAGGAAAGGAUUCCUGCCAGGGCGAUAGCGGCGGUCCCCUGACGGUGGAGGCCGCGGACGGAAGCCACUCGCUCGCCGGCAUCGUCAGCUGGGGUUCCGGCUGCGCAGAUCCGGGGAAGUUCGGAGUCUAUACUGAUGUUCGGAAAUACAUCGACUGGAUCCAAGAGACGGCUAACACUGGAAACAGUUGUGAAAAGUAAAGGUUAAUGGUCCUACAUCCAGAGAAUCUCCAAGGAAAACUUCUCAAGAAUAUGAGAACAAAUCAAAAUAGUUUUAGUAGAUUGUGGUAUUUAAAUUUACAUUCUAGAGAUGGAUUGGAAUCUAAUACAUAUAUGUAUCUGUUGUAUUAACAUAUAUAUUGAUAGUUUGUAUCUGCAUAUUUCAGAUAGAGAAAUUAAUAUUAAUCUCAAGGUUUAUUUUUCGAGAAUUCCCCAUGCUGAACGCGUUAGAUUUUAAAUUGAUAAGUGAUUACGAAAUAAACUAAUUUCAUCGUA